CAUUCGAAGGGGUUGGCGAGGGCUGCCGACUUGUUUGUGGGGUUACAAUUCGUUCUCGGGCAACUGCAACUUUAAGACGUACAGGAUCAGGAUCGAAAAGAGGAGGGAGAGAUCAAGUUAGAUCAAAUUUCCGAGAAGGUUUAUCAACAGGAGGCUCAAUAUCGCCAGAAGUAACUGUUGACGAUUUAAAUUCUAUAAGUGAGCAAGCAGUACCUCUAGAACCCCGAGGUCGUCCUCUUCCCCUUCUUGAUGUGGUCUGGCUAAAUAUUUCGUCGGCCAUGAUCAGAGUUAAAAAGUCAA
This is a messenger RNA of Dentiscutata erythropus, 300 nucleotides long. The record is from the annotation of a GenBank genome assembly. Lineage: Eukaryota; Fungi; Glomeromycota; Glomeromycetes; Diversisporales; Gigasporaceae.